Messenger RNA from Aspergillus tanneri, 816 nucleotides. It is a transcript of the gene mpt, whose product is annotated as putative DNA repair and transcription factor Ada. NCBI's taxonomy places the organism in Eukaryota, Fungi, Ascomycota, Eurotiomycetes, Eurotiales, Aspergillaceae. Gene Ontology annotation, biological process: regulation of DNA-templated transcription; DNA repair. The transcript has a single exon. The coding region runs from base 1 to 816 and encodes 271 amino acids. The record is from RefSeq and is a predicted model, not a curated record. Gene Ontology annotation, molecular function: zinc ion binding; methyltransferase activity; sequence-specific DNA binding.
AUGAUUGUGAAGAAGUCGCCUCAGAAGAUACCACGUCUGAGCACUACUAGUCCCGCCGGAUUGUCGGAUGCUGCACGCUGGCAGGCAUUGGUCAACCGAGACGCCAAGGUAAACUCCUUUGUAUACGCGGUUACAACGACCAGGAUCUACUGCAGGCCAUCAUGUCCUGCUCGUCUCGCACGACGAGCGAAUAUCAGAUUCUACGAUACACCGUCAGACGCAGAGUGGGCGGGUUUCAGGGCCUGUAAGCGCUGCAAACCACAGGACUUACAGGCGGUUAAUUCGCAGGUCCAAUUGAUACAGAAGACCUGCGAGGCUAUCGAGUCACAAAUAAGGAGUGGUUCAAAACCGACGCUCCGGAAACUGGCGGAUCAGGCGGGUCUCACAUCUAGUCAUUUCCAUCGGGUGUUCAAAAAGAUCACGGGCGUCACACCCAGUCAAUAUGUCACGAUCAUGUUAAAUCAAAAUGAUGGGAGAUCACUGGAUGAGAACGGCCCCGUGGAGGAUCCGGCAGCGCUUCAGCCUGCUGUGGUGGGCGCAUGUUUUGAUUCCCUCUUGACUAGGGGAUUGGACGAUACCGAUAUCGCAAAUGGUGGAAGCACGGAGCGAUGGAAUGACUUUGAUGUUCUCAUAGCCGCGGAGGCUGAAUGGAUGCCUGGGCCGGAUAUGAACGGCACCUGCACUCUGCCCAUGCUCGAAGAAGACACUGUUGCCGCCGACUUCACGAUUCCACCGGAUAUCAUAUCGCAGAUCGGAAUUGAUGCAGCUGCUGCACCUUUUUUGCCGCCACUAGCCAUCAAACCUAUUGUUUCUUAG